CUGCUUACGAAUAUUUUAGGCCUUCUGUACUGUCACAAGCUGCAUCAUUUAAAAAUAUCAUAACUGCCAGGCCAUCGAUUAUCACCACAGUAACAGUUUUGUAUUGGGCCUGGUUUAUUCUAUGAAACGAGAAAAGCCCGUCCAUACUUAUUUUGACGAGUAGAAUGGAGAGAUCUAAAGAUCAGGAGUAUUAUGGCGUCUACAGUGAUAUGUCCCAGACCUAUUUCAUAUUUCCCUAUGAAGACGACGGUAUUCUGACCUGUUUACAAGCUUUCAUCGAUGAAUCGAGUGGGACACAUUCAGAUGUCAGAGCAGAUGGAGAUCCCCAUACCAGUGUAGCUGAACGAGGUGCAGUGGAACCUGUAACAGAGCUGGAAAGCAGCACUGCAGCUGGUUGUGCAUGGACACCUGAAGGGGAGGGUCACUAUAGCUUGAUGUCACACUGUGGAGCACUUUUUUUAGAGUGUCUAGACCAGCCGGGGGAGAAAAUAACCACACAGGGGUUGAAUAUUUGUCAGGCUGUUGGUGGAGGUAAUGGGCCUGGACAGACUGUGGCUCUAAACAUCUGCGAUUUGAGUCCCCAUUCUCUGCGAUCUGGGCAAACCUUUCCUGUCACAGAGCUUCAGUUUGAGUCGAUGUCCCAGGAAGAAACAACAGAGCUCAGUGCUACUCGUGGAAAAGUUAUGACUAAUUUAGAAAACAUUAAAAAGGAAAACCUACCAACAGAGGGCUCCACGAUGGCUCCACCCUACCUGCCUCCAUCCAUCAUCCCCCCCCCGCAGCCUGGGCCCGACUCCCUCUCCUCCACAUGCUUUAUCCCACCAGUGUCUCUUGGAGCAGAACUGAGCUACAGUACCCUGCCCAGGUCCUAUGUCCCUCAGCAGACUCCCUGUGCAGUGUACGACAACUCAGUAGUACUAGCAACACAGAGAAAGCCCGAAACAUCACUUAUUCGAAUUUCAGAAUUUCCCGGGGACUCCAGAUCGAAAAGGCCGUGCAACUGCACUAAAUCCCAGUGCCUGAAAUUCUACUGUGACUGCUUUGCAAAUGGGGAGAUCUGCAGCAACUGCAACUGUAUCAAUUGCCACAACAACACUGUACAUGAGUCAGAGAGAAUUAAGGCCAUCAAGACAUAUCUAAAGAGGAAUCCGGAGGCCUUCCAACCAAAAAUCGCUAGUGGAAUCCUGGGGGAGCUUAAUGGCCGUCAUAACAAGGGCUGCAAUUGCAAGAGAUCUGGCUGCUUGAAGAACUACUGUGAGUGCUAUGAGGCCAAGAUCAUGUGUUCCUACAUCUGCAAGUGUGUCAGCUGUAAGAACUAUGAUCUGCGUCUAGAGCGUAAGAUGGGCUUUUCCGAGGACUGGAGCAACAAGCAGGACACCAACCUUUACGGUAUAGACACAGAUCAAAGAUGCAAGUGUCCUCUGGCGUGUGUCACGCUCGACGCCGUAAAAGCGACAUGUGGCUGCCUCAUCGCUCGAGCAGAGGAGGCAGAAAAGGAAGGCUUCACUUUGCCUCAAGCUGAGGCAGUGAUCUUGUGGGAGUUUGGCCAGGGCCUGAUGCAAAUAAUCCAGUCAAUUUUUAAACACAAGGACCUGCAGGUCUAGUUUGAAUGGAUGCAACAUGACUGGUUUCUUUAAAGCAUUUAAUUCAUGAGAAGAGCCCUUCUUAUGCUUUAAAACACUUGUUUUAUUACUUAUAAGAAAAUGUUUGCUGUACUCUGUAUUAUUUGUUUGUAACCAUACAGUGUUUUGUUAGUUAUUUAUUUCUGAAUGUAACUCUAUGCAUGUUUUAUUUAUUCCCAUUUAAUCAACAUGCAUGUGCAAGAUACAUGUGCAAUAACACAGAUUUUCACUUUUAAAAUAACUUGCCGAAGUAUGUUGUUUUAAGAAAUUCCUUUUUUUUUCCUAACAAGGAUUUACUAAAUUCCACCUUUGUAAAAUUGUCUUAUCAUAUUUAUGAGGUAGAUAGUGCAGUAAAGUUCAAUAAAAAUAUUGAAUUCAAAAUUA
Messenger RNA from Paramormyrops kingsleyae, 2006 nucleotides. RefSeq names its product testis expressed metallothionein like protein (gene tesmin). The record is from RefSeq and is a predicted model, not a curated record. Lineage: Eukaryota; Metazoa; Chordata; Actinopteri; Osteoglossiformes; Mormyridae. Gene Ontology annotation, cellular component: nucleus. Gene Ontology annotation, biological process: regulation of DNA-templated transcription.